AUGCCAGUGUCAUGUGUAUUGUUGAUAUCAAAUUCGCGAUAUCAUCUCCCCGCAAAACUUUUAUUCCUCGUAACACACGGCGUCAGUAUAUUUCUCGGGUUCAUAUAUGACAAAGCUACCCCCGAUCUUUAUCCAAACAACUCCUACCGUAAACUCGAAUGGGCAAUUAUCUGUAUACUAUUAGUUCAAUCAGUUCUCGGGGUUUUGAGAGUAAUCGUCAGAACUGUGCUUCCAGAGAAUCGACAUCUCAUGGGAAGUAAGGAAGGUUUCACGCCAAUUAGAGAAGAUGACCCAGAGUGCAGGCCAUCUGGGGAUAGCGGCCAGGGAACAGAGGAUUAUUAUCCGUCGAGAGCGUCCGUUUACGGUGAUCGAGAUAAUCAGCUUCAAGAAUUUGAUGGUGAUGAGCCUUACAUAGUCCCAACACAGGUAGAAAGGGUUGGUUAUUUCGCCAAGACUACAGAACGUAUCGAAUCAUUCCUUUCUCGCCGUAUGCCGUUUGUCUUUAAUGAGCGUGUUAUGCGAGUUUGCGGGUUUUGCUAUGAUUAUAUAGAGAGAUUCCUUGUGAUUCUGGGGUAUGUGCAGAUAUGUUUAGGUAUCGUAACGGGAAGCGGCAUAUUCAUGGGCAACAGAGUCUUCAACGGCCUCGCACACUUCAUCAAAGGCAGCAUCUUCUUCCUCUACGGUAUCAUCACCCUAGGAAGGUGGCUCGGGGCAUUUAGUGAGCUCGGUUGGGCAUGGAAUGUCAAGCCUUCUCUUCGCGAAUUUGGCGGAGGCUGGGCUAGAAAAUACGUUCCAUCGGCUGAAAUGAUUGAAUCGACGACAAUAUUUGUGUAUGAGCAUGUAUCGAUAGCUUUCAUGUUUAUCGGGGGUGGUCUGUCGGGAAUACUUUUCGAGUCCAAAAAGAUUCGAGACUUGCUCAAUUACUCAACAGUCACACAAGUGACAACUCCAUCAAACUCUCCUACUAUUUCAACUCCUGGACAUCAAGUCCCCAAGAACUAUGGCAUGUCGUAUAAUCCGAUUCCGGCUUUGGUGUUCUUCAUUUUGGGGGUGAUGAUGAGCAAACACCACCAGGCAUUGCCUUUAUCGACCACUUUACACACACAGUGGGGAACACUUUUAUCCGGGUUCUCGGUCUUUAGGCUUUUGACAUAUGCCUUACUUUAUCUCUCACCUCCAAUAUCGUACCUUCCAUCCAGGCCGCCCACAGAGAUUGUAGGGUCCUUCUGCCUGAUGGCCGGAGGUCUGGUUUUCAUGGCUAGUAAUAAGGACACUGCCAGCUACCUCGACAGAGUUUCUGCAGACCCGAUGUUCAUCCUAACGGUCAUAAUCGGUAUCGCAGCACUUAUAAUGUGCUGGGUAACUGGUGUUAUGGCCAUAAAGGGAUGGGCCCUACGGCGAGAGCACCGUAAAAGCUGA
This is a messenger RNA of Morchella importuna, 1419 nucleotides long. RefSeq lists its product as uncharacterized. The record is from RefSeq and is a predicted model, not a curated record. The transcript has 8 exons. The coding region runs from base 1 to 1419 and encodes 472 amino acids. NCBI's taxonomy places the organism in Eukaryota, Fungi, Ascomycota, Pezizomycetes, Pezizales, Morchellaceae.